Messenger RNA from Mycena citricolor, 1493 nucleotides. Lineage: Eukaryota; Fungi; Basidiomycota; Agaricomycetes; Agaricales; Mycenaceae. The record is from the annotation of a GenBank genome assembly.
GUGAGGUAGUAGAUAUAGAUUUGUUGAAUAAUUAUAGGGGAUAGGGCAGCUCAGCCUUACUCAGGCAUCGUGUCUUUGGAACGCCGAGGGACAGAUGCCCACAGAUCUGUCAGUGAUCUCAUCCAGAGUCUGUGUAGGACUGGCAUGGGUAAUCGGACUCGGAACUUAAAAUAGGAUUGGCCCAGUCAUGCUGCCUCAAUUCUCAAGUCCCACUCCUAAUUGUCUCGUAUACAUUCAACAACGGCGGCGACUGUUCCGUUUCUGGGAACUUGCGCAUUGGGAGCGGAAGGUGCAGGUGCGGCGGGCAGCGAGGGUCUUGCGACUACGUGGGAGUGUGCCGAAGGAGGGGGUACAUAGUUGUCCCUUGACUCUAGACCGGAGGGCUAGACCCGAGGUCUCUUCAACACGUUCUUGUCAAGCUCAGGUCAAACUUUCCUUGACCGUCUCUCUCUCUCUCUCUCAUCGGUCUCCUCUCUUUCUUCGAUCGGUGCAAGAUGAUGUGGAAUUUCAGCCAUGCUGCGCGGACGCCCAGUAUCCCGAUGCUGAUGCGCCAAAUGUGGGGUAGAUCGAGUGUACCACACCAUCCACAGCACCACCGAUCUUUCAGUACCGGCGCGCCGACGAGUUGGCCACGCAACGUCUCUAGUGGGUCAAGAGCGACAAACACGCGGCCGAUGGCGAUGCCGGCCCCUGCAUCAUUCAUAAACUCUCCUCCUGUAGAAUACAAGUACGAACCCAGUCCGCACACCUUGCUUUCUGUCCCGGUGCACGAGCAUUGCCACCACCGAAGCUCCCAGCGGCAGCAUUCACAUUCGCAUUUGCAAUCGCACAGCCAGAAGCGGCACAGCCACCACAGCCAUAGCCGUCCGCAUACGCCGGCACUUCGGCCAGCCCAGAUCGUCAUCUCCGCACCACCGCCGCAACAUCAAGUUUUCCGUAAACUACACAAGCAGCAGCAGCCGGUCUACCAUGUCGUGUCGAAACCACAUACUCACGCGCCCGUGCCCGUGCCCUCCGUCCCGCUCAUGCCGCCCAUCCACCCGAACUUCAUGUACUCGCGAUGUACUGGCCGACGUAAAGCCCUGUGUAUCGGAAUCAACUAUUUUGGUAGCCCGCAAGAGCUGCGGGGGUGCAUCAACGACGCCAAGAACGUGUUCCAUUUCCUCGUCCGACACGCGUCGUAUCGCCCCGAGGACAUCGUGGUGCUCACAGAGGAUGCGCGCGACAACUGCUCGCUGCCGACGCGCAGGAACAUGAUCGAUGCAAUGCAUUGGCUCAUCAAGGACGCGAAACCACACGAUGCCCUGUUCUUCCAUUAUUCUGGACACGGCGGCCAGACAAAGGAUUUGGAUGGAGAUGAGGUGGAUGGAUAUGACGAAGUUAUCUUUCCGAUGGACUUUCAGCAAGCAGGACAGAUUGUAGACGACGUGCCCCUUCUUCCUCUAUUUGUUUUCCAGCUUGUGCUUAGUAUGUUCAGGAAAUGCACGACAUAA